CCGGACUCAAAAACCCACGGUUUAUCCCAUCACUAAACCUCCGUACUAUACCGGUACAGUACCCCAGCACUGGAAUAUUAUGGUUGCGCCUCUUCCCUUUUUCCCGCUCACCCCGCUGAUCCCGGGUCCCGUUUCUUUGCCGCUGGAAACACCCAAGAAGAUAACUCAGAUAAGGUAUAAAGUACCUUGCUGCCCCCCUCCAGCUUAACUCUUCACUGUCAAUCUGCAACCUCCGUCUACCUACUCAAUACAGUUGCUAUCCUUCUCCUUUGCUUCCAGCCAUAACUCUCCACUCUAUAAAGUCAGAGAUUGCAUCAUAAACAUGUCUGAGUUGUCUGCAGCUCGAUAUGGGAAGGAUAACAUUCGUCUCUGCAAAGUUCACCGUGAUGAAGGUACAAACAUUCAUACUGUCACUGAAAUGACCGUCUGUGUACUUGUGGAGGGAGAUAUCAACUCCUCGUACACACGCGCAGACAAUAGCGUCGUCGUAGCUACAGACUCAAUGAAGAACACUGUUUACUUGCUCGCCAAGCAGUACCCAGUAACUCCACCAGAACUUUUUGGCUCAAUUCUUGCCUCCCACUUUAUCGAACUAUAUCCCCAUAUUCACGUUACCCGUGUAAAGGUUGUCACGCACCGAUGGACGCGUAUGACAAUCGACGGCGAGCCGCACCCGCACUCGUUCCUUCGGGACGGCGCAGAGACUCGCAACGCUGAGGUUGUUUGCAAGCGAGGGACAGGUAUUUUCGUGAAGUCAGGGAUCCAGGGAUUGCUGGUCCUCAAAAGCACCGGUUCGGCUUUCUACGGCUUCAUUAAGAACGAUUAUACCUCUUUGGGUGAAACCUCUGAUCGCAUUCUCAGCACAGAGGUGGAUGCCAAUUGGGAAUGGGGCUUAUUCAACACAUUGGGUGACGUAGAGAGAAAUAUCCCUCUUUUCGACAUGGGUUGGGAAUCCGCACGAAAUAUCACUCUUCAAACAUUCGCAAAAGACAACAGCGUGAGCGUCCAGGCUACCAUGUAUAAAAUGGCCAACAAGAUACUUGAAGCUGUUCCCGAGGUGAAUAACGUUGAUUACUCCUUGCCGAACAAACAUUACUUUGAGAUUGAUAUGAAAUGGCACAAUGAGGUCAAGAAUACCGGUAAGGAUGCCGAGGUAUAUGCACCUCAAUCCGAUCCCAAUGGUUUGAUCAAAUGCACAGUCUCUAGAACCAAGACCUCAAAGCUCUAGAUGUAUAUAGCAGCUACUAGACUUCAUGUUUGAUAAACCCGCCUUUCCCCCUACCUGUGUAUUACAAUUUUUAUUCUUUCAUUUCAAACCGACCCCCGAACUGUGUAUCAAAGCUAUGGGGGUAUUCCAUUUCCUUGUCUCCCCCCAUCUUUCUUCAUUUAAUAAUAUAUACUAGGUGCUUGGCUUGUGUAUGAUUGUUUUUGAAUCUAAAUUUAUAUAUACACAUCUUUACAAAAA
Molecule: messenger RNA, 1465 nt
Organism: Tuber melanosporum (Perigord truffle)
Lineage: Eukaryota; Fungi; Ascomycota; Pezizomycetes; Pezizales; Tuberaceae
Exons: 5
Coding region: 323-1228 (301 amino acids)
Biological process (GO): purine nucleobase catabolic process; urate catabolic process
Cellular component (GO): peroxisome
Molecular function (GO): urate oxidase activity
Source: RefSeq, a predicted model, not a curated record